AUGGUCACUCCCUGCUCCAGCAGCCCUCGGAGCCCCGCCGCCCGUCUCGGCGGGCGGGAUAACGAGCGCAACCUGCGGGCGCCGGUGAAGAAGAGCCGGCGGCCGCGCGUCCGGAGGAAGCAGCCGCUGCUGCCGCUGCCGCCGUCCCCGCUCCCGGGAGACUCGGGCGUGUGCGACCUCUUCGAGACGCCCAGCUCCGGCUCGGAAGGCGCGGACAGCCCCGCGGCCUCGGCGGCGCGAGCCUGCUGCAGCCGCCUGCCCGGCCCGGCCCAGCCGUUGGUGCAGCUCGACCUGCAGACCUUCCGCGACUACGGGCAGAGCUGCUACGCCUUCCGCAGGGAGCGGGAGAGCCGCUUCCACCCGCGGGAGUCGCUGGCGCGGCAGCCACAAGUUACUGCUGAGUCCCGCUGUAAACUGCUCAGCUGGCUCAUCCCCGUGCACCGCCAGUUCGGCCUCAACUUCGAGUCGCUGUGCCUGACCGUGAACAUUCUGGACCGCUUCCUUACCACCACGCCUGUGGCCGCCGACUGCUUCCAGCUGCUAGGGGUCACGUCCCUGCUUAUUGCUUGCAAACAGGUGGAGGUGCACCCCCCAAGGGUGAAGCAGCUGCUAGUCCUCUGCUGUGGUGCCUUCUCCCACCAGCAGCUCUGCAACCUCGAAUGCAUCAUACUGCACAAACUGCACUUCAGCCUGGGGGCACCCACCAUCAGCUUCUUCCUAGAACAUUUUACCCAUGCCCGAGUGGACGCUGGGCUGGUGCCAGUCUCCGAGGCCUUGGAGGCACAUACCGUGGCUCGAGGGGUGGCAGAGCUGAGCUUGGCCGACUAUGCCUUCACCAACUACACCCCAUCCCUGCUGGCCAUCUGCUGCCUGGCGCUGGCGGACCAGCUCCUGCAGCUCCCGAGCCCUGUAGACUCGCACCUGAGUGAGCACCCCAAAGAAGAGUUUGAAGACUGCUUGGGCAAACUGCAGCUGCUAGUGGCCAUCAAUGGCACCUCCCUGACUCACAUGCUUCCCCUGCAGAUCUGCCAGAAGUGCAACCUGUCCCCAAGCUUGAAAUAA
This is a messenger RNA of Suncus etruscus (white-toothed pygmy shrew), 1062 nucleotides long. It is a transcript of the gene CCNO, whose product is annotated as cyclin O. Gene Ontology annotation, biological process: mitotic cell cycle phase transition; regulation of cyclin-dependent protein serine/threonine kinase activity. The record is from RefSeq and is a predicted model, not a curated record. Gene Ontology annotation, molecular function: cyclin-dependent protein serine/threonine kinase regulator activity. The transcript has 3 exons. Gene Ontology annotation, cellular component: nucleus; cyclin-dependent protein kinase holoenzyme complex; cytoplasm. Bases 1 to 1062 code for a protein of 353 amino acids. NCBI's taxonomy places the organism in Eukaryota, Metazoa, Chordata, Mammalia, Eulipotyphla, Soricidae.